GCGCAACUAGCCAGUUUGUUAUUCAAUGUAAACUAUGUUGACUGCUGUGGGACAUCUGGCAAUAACAGACUCUUCGUGACCCCCCGACCCCUUUUGCUAGGGUGUGUGUGGCCAUGGCAACCAGUCCGGCUGUGGGGGAAAGCCAGCUCCAGAGGAUUAUCCGAGAUCUGCACGAUGCUGUGGCUGAGCUUGCUAAAGAGUACAAAGAGACAGGAGAACCCAUCACAGAUGACAGCGCAAACCUACACAAGUUCUCCUACAAACUAGAAUACCUGCUCCAGUUUGACCAGAAGGAGAAGACUACCCUGUUGGGCAAUAGGAAAGACUACUGGGACUACUUUAGUGACUGCUUAGCCAAGGUGAAAGGAGCCAACGAUGGGAUACGCUUUGUCAAGUCCAUCCCAGAGUUGAAAACAUCUCUGGGGAAGGGUCGUGCUUUCCUGCGCUACUCUCUGGUGCACCAGCGGUUAGCUGACACACUACAGCAGUGCCUCAUGAACCAGAGGGUCACCAGUGACUGGUACUACUCCCGCAGUCCCUUCCUGAAGGCCCACAUGAGUGUUGACAUCAUCAAUCAUUUGUACGAGCUGAACGAUGUGCAAUUCGAUGUGGCGUCUCGGGGUCAUGACCUUGAUUCAGCCUGGCCCACUUUUGCCAGGAGGACUCUGGGUAUGACCAACUCCCCUAGUCACAUGUGGAAACCACCCAGUCGCAGCUCCAGCAUCAACAGUCUGGCAAGCUCCUAUUCACAGGCCCAUGAGUUCCUGGGCAGUCCUGACCUGGACCGCAGCGGCUUGGGUCUCGGCCUCCCCGGCGACGUGUCCGGCCUGGCGGACGACUCGUCGUCGAUGCUGGGCGCGGUGGACGAGCUGCGCCUGGAGCUGGACCAGUCGGAGCUGCGCGAGAAGGAGCUGCUGGGCCGCGUGGGCGAGCUGGGCGGCGAGGCCUCGGAGCUGCGCGGCGUGGUCGUGGAGCUCCAGCGGCAGCUGGACGCCUCGCUGGACGGCCAGACGCUGCAGGCGGAGCGGGAGCGGGCGCUCGCCGGCCAGGCGGAGUCCCUGGGCGCGGCGCUGGCCGCCAGGCAGGAGCAGCUGGAGGCGUCCGAGAGACGCGGGCGCGAGCUGGUGGAGCAGCUGGACGCCGCGCUGCAGGACAAGGGCGAGCGGGCGGCCGGGCACCUGGACUCGGCCCAGAAGAUCCACCGGCUGCUGGACGAGCUCAAGGAGGAGCAGCGGGCGCGCGCCCAAGCCCUCGAGGACGCCGCCGACGGCCAGCGGAGGGCCGAGCGGCUCGGCCGGGAGCUGGACGCCGGCCGCGAGGCGCUGAGCGCGGCGGAGGCGAGGGGAGAGGAGGCGCGGGAGGAGAGCGCGCGGCUGAAGGAGGAGGCGGCGGAGCUGCGGGAGCGGCUGGAGGCCGGCGCCAGGGAGCAGGGGCGGCGCGCCGAGGACUACCGCGCCCAGUGCGCCAGCCUCAUGGGGCUCAACGAGGGCCUGCUGGAGACGGUGCGGCGCUCGGAGGAGAGCCAGAGGGACCUGGCCGAGACGCGUGCCGCCCUGGAGGCCGAGGCCACGGCCCUGCGCGCCAAGAUGGCCGCCGCCGACGCCGCCGCCGAGGAGAGAGAGAGGCGUCUGAGAGAGGAGGCCCACGCGCUGGAGGAACGGCUACAGAGGGUGACCGCGCAGGCAGAGGCAUCAGAGGGUCGCGUGCGUCGCCUGGAGGAGGAGAACGCGGCGCUGCAGGCAGGCAGCGAGGAGGCGCAGCGGCGGUGCCUGGAGGAGGCGCAGCGGGCGCGGCGGGAGGCGCAGGCCCACGCGGGGCUGCUGGAGCAGCAGCUGGGCGCGCGCGGCGAGGAGCUGGGCCGCCUGCAGGGGGAGCUGAGGAGCGCGGCGCGCGACGCCGAGGAGGCCCGGGCGCGCCUGCAGGCGUCCGAGGAGGCCAAGCGGGAGCUGAGCGCGCGCGCCGACAAGCUCACCGAGGAGGCCGAGCGGCUGAACCGCGCCCACGUGGCCGAGCUCCAGGAGCGCGGGCAGCGCGAGGAGGCGCUGGGCCGCGGGCUGGAGGAGGCGCGCGGGGAGGCGCGGGAGCUCAAGGCCCAGCUGGAGCGCCUGGCAGUAGAGCGGGAGGAGGCGCGCGAGAGCCUGCACCGCGCCAACACCGAGACGGCCGAGCUGGGCAUCACCCUGUGCCGGCUGACCGCCGAGCGCGAGGAGGCCUGCCAGCGCAGGGAGGAGGCCCAGCAGGAGGCGCGCAGGGAGGCCGAGGCCCUCAACGCCAGCCUGGCCGCCCUGCGGCAGGAGAAGGACGGCCUGCGACAGGAGCUGCAGCAGGCCGAGAAGCUUCCGGAAGCGCUGCUGGAGGUGCAGGAGAAGCUGCAGAAGGCCGAGGCUCAGGCUCUGACGCAGCAGGACACCGGGCGCGAGGAGAUGCAGGCGCUCAAGUUCCAGAUGAGCUCCGAGAUUAUGAGCCAGCAGAGCCUGAUCCAGAGUCUGAAAGACGAGCUGGAGGGGGUGAAGACUCAGAUGAAGACGGAGGAGAAGAGAGCAUCCGGCCUGGCAGAAAGAGUCUCAGAGCUGGAGGGAGCUAAUGAGGAGUAUUCUCGGCUGAUCGAGGAGAAGAAUGCUCACAUCACCAAGGCUGAGAGGGAGAUGCGUGAAACCGAGACAGACACUCUGAAGCUUCGAGAGAAACUGGACAGUACGGAGCAGGCCCUGGCGGCGGUGCAGGGGGUGCGUGGGGAGCUGAAGGAGCAGCUGGAGCAGGUUCAGGCCGAGGCCCAGAGCCAGAGCCUCAGCAUGGACGCCCAGAUCCAGGAGCUCACCCUGACCAAGAACCACCUGGAGGAGCGCCUCAUAGAGCUCAUCAAGGAUAAGGACGCUCUGUGGCAGAAGUCGGACGCUCUGGAGUUUGAGCAGAAGAUCCGGGCCGAGGAGCAGUGGUGGCUGGUGGAUAAGGAGGCCAAGGACUGCCUGGACUGCAAGGGCCAGUUCACCUGGUACCUGCGCCGCCACCACUGCAGGUUGUGCGGCCGCAUCUUCUGCUACUACUGCUGCAAUAACUUUGUGAUCACCAAGCACAGCAGCAAGAAGGAGCGCUGCUGCCGCGAGUGCUACACGCAGAACAGCGCCGUGGUGGAGAGGUUCACGCCCGCCGAGCUCCACACGCACCCCGCGCAACCGCACGACCAGCCAGCACCGCCCUACAAACCCACACCCAGGGUGACCGUGACGGAUCCGGCUGCCAAACAGGAUGAUGCAGUAUAUGACAUCAUCACCGAGGAGGAAGUGAACGGCAUCUAUGAUGGCGAUUCGCUCUCACACACUACAGCUGGCUCCCUGGAUGGAGAGAGCGAGGGCAGUGCUCCAACUGACCUGGGUGCUGAGGACAGGAGGACUGGGGAUACCACGCCCGAAGAGCAAGACGAGGCUGUGGCCACUGUGCAGGAUGCCGAGAUCAACCUGCUCAAGUCGGGGGAGUUAAGUGAGUCGGUGGGGCUGAGCCUGGAGGAGGUGUGUGAUUUCGGGGACGGCUCGCGCGAGCUCCUCAUCAAGGCCAGCAGCUACAGCCUGGUGCCAAUCAGCGUUGCCAGGGGCGACCGCGGACCCACCAUCAGCUGGGUCUUCUCCUCCGAGCCCAAGAGCAUCUCCUUCAGUGUGGUCUUCCGGGAGGACGAGCACACACCCCUGGAACAGUCAAAGGUUCUGAUUGCUCUGACUCGCUGUAACUCACACAAAGAGACCAUCCAGGGACAGUUGAAGGUCCGGAACCCUGGGAUCUACACACUGGUCUUUGACAACUCAUUUUCAAGGUUCAUCUCAAAGAAGGUGUUGUACCAGCUGACAGUGGAGAAGCCCGUCAUCUACGAUGGUAGUGACUGCCCACAGUGAUGGGCUCCACCUUGAGAAGGCGACGGUUGCUGCCGACUGGGCAGACUGGCUUGUCAGGUCUUCCUCCUAGUGCCCAAAGCCUGGAUUAUACUACACCCCUUGUAACACUUGUAGCGAAGGCCGCAUAUGUUUUGUCUAUCAUAUCUCUGGGUUUUCCCUAUUGAGGUAUGACUGACUGAGCAAGUUAUUAUUGUCCCAAGUGUUACAUGGUUUAUUAUACAUUACUGUCCCUGGGGUGAUAAGGUCCAGUUGACAUUUUUUAUAUAAAAAAAACAGCUAUGUCAAUCAUAACAGUUUAGGGACUCAGGGAGGGAUCAAUAAUAGGGACUCAGGGAGGGCAUGGGUGGAUCUUAAGUUCAUUUUUAUUCAUUUUAAUUACUUUUAACCAACUUUUGUCGGCUUGUGCCAAGUGUGUGUGUGUGUGUGUGUGUGUGUGUGUGUGUGUGUGUGUGUGUGUGUUUGUGUGUGUGUGUUUGUGUGUGUGUGUGUGUGUGUGUGUGUCUGUGUGUGUCUGUGUUUGUGAGUGUGUGUUUAUAAUAUGCAUGUGCUUUUGGUAGUCUGGCAUUGUUUUUUGACACAUUAUUUACUUUGUUCAUUGUGGUCCUGUGACUCGUAGACAAACACUGACAUUGGUCUGUGGGCUGCCACACUCAAACACAACACAUGGCUAUUACAGCUUUCUCAUAAAUGCCAUAUACCAUUCAUCAAUGACAUUUACCGUUCAGCAAUGCUAUUACCGUUCAUUUAAUCAACAAAUGCCAGACUUCUCCUCCACCUAGUUUGUUGCAUAAAUAGUAGGACCAUUUUUUUAUGUUUUAAACAAAAGUAUGUUUAUAUAAACUCCAUGUAUGCAAUUUUUGUUUUUUGCUUUUAGUGAUGAAUGUUAGGGUAGAGUAAAUAUCAAGAGCAAGUAUAGCCAAGUAACAGGAGCAAUAACCCAUUUCCAGACCUUGUCAUUCAGACAAAGCUUACCUCAAACCAGUGACUUUGUAUCAUAGUUAGCUGUCAUAGCUGGGACAGCUUCCAAACCUGGAGUUUUUUUUUCCUUCUAAAACACAAAUAGCUGCCUAUUCAAGAUUAUGGAAUAUGACAUUAUUCAUGGAGUCUUCUCCUUCCAUAUGCUCAUAUACCAAGUGUAUAUUUUAUUUACAUUAUAGUGACGUUUUUUUGUAAACAAUCAUGCAAUAUUCAUGACGAUCCCCAGAGGCUUUCAUAAACACUUUCAUAAAGGCUUUCAGAUCAUCACCUUGCAGCAAAUCAAAUGAAAUCCCCAGGGCGUUUGGAAACAGAUGAGUUUUUCGCAGGAGCGCCUAAACUCAGGGCAGGUGACCACAUCCCUCUGGAGUCAGGCAGGGCGUACGUUUUUUUUUUCGAUUUUAGAUAACACUCCGACCAGUGGCCUCACAGGAGAGGACGCAGCACAGUUCUGUGUAUCCUGACCUGUAGGUGGUCUUAGGGUUCUGCGGUAGAAGACUUCUCGAAGGGCUGAUAGGAUAGAGUGGCUGAUGGGUACGGGUUAACGAGGGAGAUCUUGUAACCAGUGUAGUUAAUGGUGACUGCUCUGUGGCUUUGAUUGAGGUCCUUGAUAGUAACUGUUCUGUGUGCAGUGUCCCUGUGGGUGAUCGUAUUCAGGUUCAGCGAGUUAUCAUUAGUAUUCUGUGCGUGGUGUUCAGGUCUCUCCAUGUUGAAAUUCAUUGAGAUGUGCACCAUAGUCCAAGGGUUGACUUAUUCACUUCGGCCAGACCAUCUCUUCAGAAACCCCCAAAAGGAAAAAAGAUUUUUCCAUAGGGCAUUUGGUGCAGACACCGGCUAUUGUGUGCUCAUGGAAUACUUUUAAAGUACCUCUGCUUUAAAAGACAUGAAGAGACGGACCUGGCUCUCUCAUCCUCAAUGGGGUUUUGAGGAUGUGAGGCAACUUCAGAGAUACCAAGUCCUCUGUAAAGCGUCCUCUUCAGAAAAGCACUCAGUGAAAGAGCACAGUGUCAUUAGAAAUGCUCAAUGCCUGGCCACAGCUCUAUGCAGGAACUGAGUGACAGUUCCAGUUAUGGUUCCAGUUCAACAGUUCAACAGUUCAGCUGUGUUUCCAGUUUGUUCUGCAUUAGUCCCUUAAUGUUUAGUGCUCAAAACGAAGCAAUAGUUUUAUCGUUUUACCAUGAUCAUGAGUGGCCAAUGGAAUUAAGGCUAUGCACACCUACACAUUAUACCAUUUGUUAAACAAAUCUAAUUGCGCCAUCCAUAUUAUGAAAUUGUGUCACUCAAAUUGUUAUAUAAAAUCAAGUCAAGGGCUAUAUGCAAUCAGUCAUUGCUAUUUUAAUAUUCAGGGGGAAUGUCAUAAUCUUUGUAUCACUAAUAAAUGCUCUGAGAGCCACAAUCAGUUAAGUGGGUACUGCUUAUAUUGAGAUACAGUUUUAUAAUUACAUAUAAACAUUUUGUAUCUCUUAAAUCUUUUUUGUAAUUGAUAGAAAAAAGAAUGAGGAAAUAAGAACACUAUAUAUUUUCAGCACAGUUUUGCACUUUUGACAAGAAACAAAUUUCUUUUUUAAAAGGCGAUGAAUGGUUUUAUAAGAAGCGCUCACAACUUUUUGAGUUGAUUGAAGAAUCUUUUGAAAGUGUAUUCGGUAGUCCUUAACCUCUAAAUGAGAAAUAGCCAUGUGCCUGGAAUAUGCACCAGUCUGUUCAUUCAUCUAAUGUGUCUCAGACCCUCUGAGGGAACCAAAGCCUCCAGACACGAGAUUAUACAGUAUGUGAACCUCAGGUCCUUUUCUUUUUCUAGAGGUAAUUAAUGACUCCGGACCACACUUCGGCAAGAAAAAAGAGUGAAGCCAUGAAUCUUCAAUGAUCUAGAACGAGAAACAGGUUCCGCUGUGCUGUGAGCAUCACUGUUGAAUGGUUACUGAUCACGUGGUGCAUGUAUUUUGUUUUGAGUCAGGUCAAUAAAUUCUGUAAAGACA
Sardina pilchardus (European sardine) is the source of this 6835-nucleotide messenger RNA. RefSeq names its product FYVE and coiled-coil domain-containing protein 1-like. The record is from RefSeq and is a predicted model, not a curated record. Gene Ontology annotation, molecular function: metal ion binding. Bases 114 to 3884 code for a protein of 1256 amino acids. Gene Ontology annotation, cellular component: autophagosome; lysosome; late endosome. The transcript is spliced from 19 exons. Gene Ontology annotation, biological process: positive regulation of autophagosome maturation; plus-end-directed vesicle transport along microtubule. NCBI's taxonomy places the organism in Eukaryota, Metazoa, Chordata, Actinopteri, Clupeiformes, Clupeidae.